ACGCGGCAGGUAGUGAUGGACUGGCGGCGGACAGGGAGCCCGACGUACGGCCGCCGGCGCUCGGGGGCGGGGAUCUACUCCGCUCCAGCGUCCCCGGCACAUCCCCUCGUUCAUCCCGAGCCGUCGCCAGUGCACCCGCUGGCCGCGCGGUCCAAGGCUCGAGCCGCGGCCGCGCUGGCGCAUGUCAUGGCGCGCCCGGGCACGCGGGUCGCCGCCGCGGAGGAGGACGACUACGAGAACGGGUACGGAUACGACGUCGGAGAUCAGGUGGCCGGCGGAGCUACUAACGGGCGGCACGACGGUGGCCGCAGCCCCUUGCACGGGUACGGCGGCCGGAGCGCCGGCGGCGUCGUCAAGGACAAGUACUUCGGUUUCGCGUUGCCCAAGUUAGGUCGGAACGGUGUGGACUCAGGUGCAGCAAACCGCCCACAAUCAGCAGGAAGGUCGAGUUUUGCACCACCUGUUGGGGCUAAUGUGAGGCCUCUACAAGCUGUGGAGGUGCCCAAUGGGACACCUAGGGAAAGAAGGACAAUCUAUCCAGAUCCUACUUUUGCGCAGUCCGCAAGAUCAAGGGACUCACAUGACAGUUCAACACUAACAGAAGAGGUUGAGAUGCUCAAAGAUGAAAAUGUGAAUCUUUUGGAAAAGCUUGGACUCGCAGAAGAGAAAUUCAGACAAUCUGAUGCACGAACAAAGGAGCUUGAGAAGCAAGUUGCUAAUCUUGGUGAUGGGUUAUCUAUGGAAGUCAAGCUUAUGAAAAGGAGAGAGGAGAUGCUAGUGAGAAAGGAGCAAGAAAUAAGGAAAGCGCUUAUAUCCAAGAAUGAUAAAAGUGAGGAAAUCGCCACUCUAAAACAACAACUCCAGUCUGCAAGUGAAAAGGCAUCAGUUGCUGAGCGGAAACUCAAUGAAGCCGAAUCUGAAAUGAAAGCCUUGCGCACAAUGACACACAGGAUGAUUCUGAGCAAAGAAGAAAUGGAAGAAGUUGUUAUGAAGAGAUGUUGGCUUGCCCGUUACUGGGGCUUGGCAGUUCAAUAUGGCAUCUAUCCAGACAUCUCUAUGUCAAAAUAUGAAUACUGGUCUUCGUAUGCUCCUCUUCCCCUUGAGUAUGUGACAUCUGCUGGACGUAGAGCUAAGAAUGGAUCUCAUCAUAGUGGGAAUACUGGUUUGGAAGAAACAGACAUGCUUGUUCAUGAUUUGAAUGUCACGGCAGGAGAAGGCAACAUAGAAACAAUGCUUGCUGUUGAUAAAGGACUUAAAGAGCUUGCCCUUUUAAAGGUUGAGGAUGCUGUGCUUAUUGCUCUUGCUCAACUCCAUCGUCCUAAUGUCGCGGAGCUAUCAGAUCCAGAUAUUAAAUCAUCCGGUGAUGAAAAAUUCAUUGAAGCAUUUGACCUAAGCAAGGAGGAAGAGGAAGAUGUAUUGUUCAAGCAGGCUUGGCUCAUCUAUUUCUGGAGAAGGGCUAAAACCCAUAAUGUCGAAGAAGAUAUCGCGGAGGAACGGUUGCAGAUGUGGAUCGAUCGACAUGAGCAGCAACCAACUUCACAUGAUGCUGUAGAUGUUGAGCAAGGUACACAUGAGCUGAGGAAGCUUGGAAUCGAACAACUACUGUGGGAAUUCUCCCGCCAGGAGGUGAACGCGGCCAAAGGUGAAUUAUCUGAUGCCAAGGGUGAAUUGUCAGAUGCCGAGGAUGAUCUGACCUAGGAGACUCAAAAUUCUCAACCAGCGGUCACCAUGGAUCGCUCCCAUUCAUCUCAGUGGCACGCCACCUGUGUACUCUACAGAAACCACAGGACAUUAGAAAUAUGUUUUUAGUUUUGGUUUGGAGUUCAAGACUUCAGAGUUCCAACUCCUGAACAGUUCACUGAAAAAAAAAUGGUGAUUAAACAUAGGGAUGUACUUUCAGCAAUCAGCUGGCCUAACAGAUAGCUGGAAUAGUCACUGCACAUUAUUACCCAUCACAUUUGCUGUCAUUUUUGUGUGAAUCAAGAUUCUUUUUGCUGCUUAUUGUCAA
Lolium rigidum is the source of this 2008-nucleotide messenger RNA. Its product is annotated as coiled-coil domain-containing protein SCD2-like. The coding region runs from base 16 to 1698 and encodes 560 amino acids. Gene Ontology annotation, biological process: cytokinesis by cell plate formation. The transcript is spliced from 17 exons. Lineage: Eukaryota; Viridiplantae; Streptophyta; Magnoliopsida; Poales; Poaceae. The record is from RefSeq and is a predicted model, not a curated record.